AUGCCAUCCCAUGGCUGGAAUUCAGUGGACGCAGCUGCUGUAUCAGCGCCCCAAAAAUUGGCUGCUCCGUUCAGCAUAAAUAGCGGGGCCGCCCGCGCCGGCCGCAGAGCGGGACCGCGCCGGGAGAGGUAGCGGCGGCGCGGCACAAUGACUGAGCAACAAAGUCCCCCCGAGCAGAUGGCGACUGGGGAGGGUGCUGGCGAGCGAGGCGGCAACUACAAGAUCACCAUCUACGAGCUGGAGAACUUCCAGGGGAAGAGGUGCGAGCUGACGGAGGAGCUGCCCAACAUCGCCGAGAAAGACCUGGAGAAGGUGGGCUCCAUCCAGGUGGAGUCGGGCCCGUGGCUGGGUUUUGAGCGGCAAGCCUACGCCGGGGAGCAGUUUGUGCUGGAGAAGGGCGAUUACCCCCGCUGGGACUCCUGG
Molecule: messenger RNA, 423 nt
Organism: Mesitornis unicolor (brown roatelo)
Lineage: Eukaryota; Metazoa; Chordata; Aves; Mesitornithiformes; Mesitornithidae
Product: beta-crystallin B3-like
Exons: 5
Biological process (GO): visual perception; lens development in camera-type eye
Molecular function (GO): structural constituent of eye lens
Source: RefSeq, a predicted model, not a curated record